GUUCCUCAUUUGAAGCCACAAAAAGGUAAAUUGCGUUUUGGUCGCUAUAUGACUCAUGAAUGAGGGUUUCCUCUUGUAGUCCAGUCCUCCCCUCCCUGCAUCUCAGUUCUCUCUGAGGACUUCAGCCCUCCUGACGGAAUAUGUGACAGCAAACUUUUUUCUUUUUUUUUUUCCUCCUCUCUCUUCAUUUGUGUCACCAUGUUGCGGGUCAUUGUCGAGUCUGCGAGUGGGAUCCCUAAAAAGAAAAUUGGAAACCCAGAUCCAAUUACUACUGUUCUCUUCAGAGGUGAAAAGAAGAAAACCAAAGCAAUUAACAAUGAGUUGAAUCCAGUUUGGAAUGAAGUACUUGAGUUUGACCUGAAAGGCUCUCCUCUGGAUGCGUCUUCAUACAUCGAUGUGAUUGUGAAGGACUAUGAAACACUUGGGAAACAUAAGUUUAUUGGCUCUGCAAAAAUUUCACUGAGGGAGUUGGCCAGCGGUCAAGUGAGGUCCCUGCCAUCUAAAAAUGUGCCUUUGGUCACUGAGAAGCAGCAAAGUGUCGGGGCAACCAUUAAUUUGGUCAUUGGAUAUGAGUCACCAGCUAAUGCCAACCUAAGUGAUCAAACUAAUGCAGAUGCCUCAUCAAACAUGGAAGCUGGAGAUAAUGAGGAUGAGGAUGAGGGAGAAGAGGUCAUGGAGAUAGCCGGUCAGGUUGGAAGUUCAGGAAUACCUCCUUCAACAAACCAGCCUGGAAAGCCGAGCCAUAAGUCGCACCGUUUCAGCAGAAAUAGACGCAAAAUUCUGGCCAACAAACCUCAAGACUUCCAGAUUCGUAUCCGUGUUAUCGAGGGUCGUCAGCUGCCGGGGAACAACAUAAAGCCAGUGGUGAAAGUGAAUGUUUGCGGACAGACCCACAGGACCAGAAUCAGGAGAGGAAACAACCCGUUCUUCGAUGAGAUGUUUUUCUACAACGUUAACAUGCUGCCUUCAGAGCUUUUUGAUGAGAGCAUCAGUCUUAGGGUUUAUGACUCCUUCUCCCUCAGAGCAGACAGUCUAAUGGGAGAGUUCAAGUUGGAUGUUGGCUACAUCUACAAUGAACCUGGUCAUUCCAUAAUGAGAAAAUGGCUCCUCCUGAGUGAUCCGGAUGACUCCAGCACAGGGGCCAGAGGAUACCUGAAAGUCAGCAUUAUUAUUGUGGGCACUGGAGAUGAGCCACCGAGUGAAAAGAGAGAGCCAAACGAGGAACAGGAUGACAUAGAGAGUAACCUUUUGGUGCCAGCUGGUGUCACGAUGCGAUGGGCCACUCUGAGCCUUAAAGUGUAUCGUGCAGAGGAUAUGCCACAGAUGGACGAUGCCUUUGUUCAGACGGUGAAGCAAGUAUUCGGAGGGGAUGGGGAUAAGAAAAACUUGGUUGAUCCAUAUUUAGAAGUUAGCUUUGCUGGAAAGAAGCUUUGCACCAAAAUAAUCGAGAAGAACGCCAAUCCAGAGUGGAACCAAGUCAUCAGUCUGCAAGUCAAAUUUCCAUCCAUGUGUGAGCGCAUCAAGCUGACCAUGUAUGACUGGGAUCGUCUAAGCAAGGAUGACGCUAUAGGAACAACAUUUUUGAAUUUGAGCAAAAUGUCUUACUCCGGUGGGGAGAUUGAAGAUGCCAGGACAGAAACUUCCAACACAAUCUCUGAAUUGAGCUCCUCGGCAUCAGAGGGGGGAUUUCUCCCAGCUUUUGGACCCUGCUAUGUAAACCUGUACGGAAGCCCAAGAGAGUUCACUGGCCUGCCUGAUCCUUAUGAAGAGCUGAACUUUGGGAAUGGCGAAGGAGUUGCCUAUAGGGGGAGGGUCCUUAUUGAACUCUCCACUCAGUUGGAUGGAAAAGCUGAUAAGAAUGUGGAUGACAUCUGCAGUGAUGACAUCCUGGUGGCACAGAAAUACCAGCGCAGGAGGAAGUACUCCCUCUGUGCUGUCUUCCACAGUGCGUGCAUGCUCCAAGAGCCGGGUGAGCCCAUCCAGUUUGAGGUCAGCAUGGGAAACUAUGGCAACAAGCUGGAUUCCACCUGCAAGCCCCUGGCGUCCACCACCCAGUACAGUUUUGCUGUGUUUGAUGGUAAUCACUACUAUUACCUGCCCUGGGCGGACACAAAGCCAGUCGUCAUUCUCACGUCGUUUUGGGAGGACAUCAGCCACCGCCUGGACUCUGUCAAUGUUCUCCUCUUUAUUGCUGACCGACUGGAGUCCCAUCUUACUUCUCUGAAGAAAGAAAUCCAGGCCAAAGUGUCUGAGGCACACCUGACCGAGGCUCUGCUCAGACUCAUCAACCAUUUAAUUCAGGAUGUGAACAACUUCCAGCUUCCAACACUGGAAGGUCAGCCCAACAUCACAGCCCUGGACCUCCAAAUAAAAAGUCUACGUGAGGCUGCUUUAGCCGGCGUCAGAGAGGCGGCCUGUCAGAUGGGAGAAGAGGCCCUGGAUGUCAAGUCAGCUGUUGGAGACAUUGAAGAGUGGUUGGACAGAAUCAAGCUGCUUGCAGAUGAGGCUCAGAACAGCAUGCCCGAUGUGAUCAUAUGGAUGCUGAGGGGAGAGAAGAGAGUGGCCUAUGCCCGAGUCCCAGUCCACCAGAUCCUGUACUCUAACUACACUGAGCAGGCUUGUGGCAAACACUGUGGAAAGACUCAGACCAUCUUUAUGCAGUAUCCCAUGGACAAAAACAAAGGGGUGAAGAUCCCCGUUCAGCUGCGCAUCAACAUGUGGCUGGGCCUCUCCGCUCACGAGAAGAAAUUCAACAGCUUCUCAGAGGGAAACUUCAGUGUGUACGCUGAAAUGUAUGAGAACCAGGCUCAGGUGUUUGGGAAGUGGGGAACCACCGGCCUGGUGGGUCGCCACAAGUUCUCAGACGUGACUGGAAAAGUAAAACUUAAACAAGAGCGCUUCCUGCCUCCACGAGGAUGGGAAUGGGAGGGGGACUGGUUUGUUGACCUAGAGCGAAGCCUGCUGACAGAAGCCGACGCCGGGCACACAGAGUUCACAGAUGAAGUUUUCCACAACGAAACACGGUUUCCAGGAGGAGAGUGGAAACCUGCCGCGGAGCCUUACACAGACGUGAAUGGAGAAAAGGCUCAGAGCCCCGGAGAGUUUGAAUGUCCUCCCGGUUGGAGCUGGGAGGAUGACUGGAGCUUCGACAGCGACCGCGCUGUUGAUGAGAAAGGUUGGGAAUAUGGAGUGACAAUACCUCCUGAUGACAAGCCCAAAUCAUGGGUUGCAGCAGAGAAGAUGUACCACAACCACCGCAGGAGGAGGCUGAGGCGAAAAAGAAGGAAGAUCUCAGAUAAAGUUGCUGCAGCCGAGAAAAGAGAGCCUGGGGAAGGCUGGGAAUACUCUUCUCUGAUUGGCUGGAAGUUUCAUAGAAAAGAGCGCUCCUCUGACACAUUUCGACGCCGGCACUGGAGGAGAAAGAUGGUUCCUUCGGACCGCAUUGGAGCCUCCGCCAUCUUUAAACUCGAGGGAGGACUAGGGGUUGAUGUUGAGGAAAAGGCCAGUAAAACGGAUGCAGCCAAACCAUUUGGUGCCAACACGCCCACCGUUUCCUGCCACUUUAGCCGUUCUUACCAUUACCACCUCAGGGUGUACGUUUACCAAGGGAGAAAUCUCUGUGCAAUGGACAAGGACAGUUUCUCAGAUCCCUACGCUCAUGUGUCAUUUCUGCAUGUGAGCAAGACUACAGAAGUCAUAAGAACCACGCUGAACCCCACAUGGGACCAGACUCUUAUCUUUGAUGACAUUGAACUCUUUGGAGACCCACAGACAAUAGCCCGCAACCCGCCAGAUGUGGUCUUCGAGCUGUACGACAGCGAUCAAGUGGGGAAGGAUGAACCAAUGGGUCACUGCAUGUGCCCUCCUGUGGUAAAACUCCCAAGUAAAAGCCCCAGUGUGCCUGCCAGUUUGAAACUGCAGUGGUUUCCAGUCACCAAAAAAGGCUGCAGUGCUGGAGAGGUGCUUGUCGCUGCUGAGCUUAUACUAAAGGAGAAGGGCGAUGAUAGAGAUCUGCCUCUAGUGCCUCCGCGGCGGGGGGAGACGCUCUACAUGGUUCCUCAGGGAAUCAGGCCAGUGGUUCAGCUUACUGCGAUCGAGGUUCUGACUUGGGGCUUGAGGAACAUGAAGACCUUCCAACUGGCCACAGUGUCCUCCCCCAGUCUCAUAGUGGAAUGCGGAGGGGAGAUGGUUCAAACGGCUGUCAUCAGAAACUUCAAAAAGCACCCAAACUUUCCCGCAUCUGUGCUGCUGCUCAAAGUGCUCCUGCCUAAAGAAGAGGUGUACGCCCCUCCCAUUGUACUGAAAGUCAUUGACCACAGACCAUUUGGCAGAAAACCGGUGGUGGGUCAGUGCACCAUUGACUGUCUGGAGGAGUUUCGUUGCAAUCCAUACAACCCUAACAGUGACGCCUGCAUGUCAGCCCGAGUGACCAUGAUAACUACUGCCCAAGGAGAUACUAUCAUAGACAUUGAGGAGGGAUUCAUUUUAAAAACGCAGGAGGAGGAGGCAGUAGACUGGUGGAGUAAGUUCUAUGCCUCAAUUGGAGACCAUGAAAAAUGCGGACCUUAUCUAAAGCUGGGAUAUGACAAGCUACAGGUUUACAACACUGAAUUAGAGGAGGUCCAAGAGUUUCAGGGGCUGACUGAUUUCUGCAGCACUUUCAAGCUUUAUCGGGGAAAGACGGAAGAUGAGGAGGAAGAUCCCUCCGUGGUGGGGGAGUUUAAGGGUUCCUUCAGGAUUUACUCUCUGUCUGAUGACCCAGGGGAGCCUGCUCCGCCUCUCCAGUUCAGAGAGCGUCCUGAGCUCGGACCGCAGGAGUGCCUGGUCAGAAUAUAUGUGGUGCGCGGCAUUGACCUGCAACCAAAGGAUACAAAUGGCCUGUGUGACCCGUACAUCAAGAUCACACUUGGGAGGAAAACACUUGAUGACAGAGAUAACUACAGACCAAACACCCUGAAUCCAGAGUUUGGAAGGAUGUUUGAGCUGUCCUGCUUCCUGCCACUGGAAAAGGAUCUGAAAAUCGCCGUGUUUGACUUUGACUUACUGAGCAGAGAUGAGAAAGUCGGUGAGACGAUCAUUGACUUGGAGAACAGGUUCCUAUCUUGUUUCAGGGCCUGCUGUGGGCUGCCACAGACAUACUGCGUGUCUGGAGUGAAUCAGUGGAGAGAUCAAUUGAGACCUUCCCAGAUCCUCCAAAAUGUGGCCAAAGAAAAAGGUUUUUCUCCUCCACGCAUAGACGAAAAUGGAAGCUCGCUGUCCUUCGCUGGAAUGCUAUACCAUCUGCAAGACUUUGAGGCAAACACUGUGAUCCACCAACACUUGGGACCAGCCAGAGAGCGACUGGCCCUGCAUGUCCUCAGAAACCAGGGAAUGGUACCGGAACAUGUGGAGACCAGAACCCUGCACAGUUCUCACCAACCAAAUCUGCCCCAAGGACGGAUUCAAAUGUGGGUCGAUAUCUUCCCCAAGAGUCAGGGCCUGCCUGGACCCCCAUGUGUCAUUACUCCUCGCAAAGCCAAAAAAUACUUCCUCCGAGCCAUUGUUUGGAACACGACCGACGUCACGCUGGAUGAGACAAGUAUCACUGGAGAAAACAUGAGUGAUAUCUAUGUUAAGGGAUGGAUGCCUGGAAUGGAAGAGGACAAGCAGAAGACUGACGUCCAUUACCGAUCACUGGAUGGAGAUGGAAAUUUCAACUGGAGGUUCAUCUUUGGCUUUGAGUAUCUGCCUGCGGAGCAGCUGUGUGUUGCCUCGAGGAAGGAACAUUUUUGGAACCUGGACAAAACCGAGCAAAGAUUCCCUCCUAAACUAAUCCUCCAGAUAUGGGACAAUGACAAAUUCUCACUUGAUGACUACUUAGGUUCAGUUGAACUUGACCUGCUCAAAUUGAUACCCCCCGCCAAGACGCCAGAAAAGUGCAACUUGAAGAUGUUGUCAGGAAAGAUGGGACCUGUGACAUCCUCUCUUUUCUCCCAGAAGUCUGUGCGGGGCUGGUGGCCAUGUGCAAUUGAGAAAGAUGGGAAACAAGUGCUUGGUGGUAAAGUGGAGAUGACUCUAGAAAUCGUGGAAGAAAAAGAAAUGGAGGAAAGACCUGCUGGAAAAGGGAGAGACGAGCCAAACAUGAAUCCAAAAUUGGAACCACCCAACCGCCCCGAUACAUCGUUUUUCUGGUUUACAAAUCCUUGUAAGACCAUGAAGUUUAUUGUAUGGCGCAGAUUCAAGUGGAUUUUCCUUGGAUUGAUUCUCCUUCUGCUGGUUCUCCUGUUCCUCGGGGUCUUGUUCUAUUCCCUUCCUAAUUACAUCUCGAUGAAGAUCGUGAAGCCCUUUUCUUGAAAAAAUAAGGAAAAGGAAUACAUUUCUGCUGCAAAGCCUACAGUCCUGCUCAGUUAUUCAUACUAGCUUACAUAAAAAUGCAUUUUCAUAUUACAGGUAUCCAUUUCCCUUCUCAAAGUGAUGCAAAAUGUUAUAUAUAAGUUGAAUUGAUAAUAACGUGGAAUUCUUUUUCGAUUUGUUUUAUAUACCGGUAUGCAUUUUUAUAUGAUUUUAAAAUUCUUAAUGUUGGAUGAGUUUUCUAUCAUUAAACUUCAAUAAAUUACACACAUUAACAAAGA
Molecule: messenger RNA, 6611 nt
Organism: Fundulus heteroclitus (mummichog)
Lineage: Eukaryota; Metazoa; Chordata; Actinopteri; Cyprinodontiformes; Fundulidae
Gene: myofl
Product: myoferlin like
Exons: 53
Coding region: 199-6333 (2044 amino acids)
Biological process (GO): plasma membrane organization; membrane fusion
Cellular component (GO): membrane
Source: RefSeq, a predicted model, not a curated record